Messenger RNA from Sapajus apella (tufted capuchin), 4107 nucleotides. It is a transcript of the gene ZNF316, whose product is annotated as zinc finger protein 316. Bases 542 to 3601 code for a protein of 1019 amino acids. Gene Ontology annotation, biological process: regulation of transcription by RNA polymerase II. Gene Ontology annotation, cellular component: nucleus. The transcript is spliced from 7 exons. Lineage: Eukaryota; Metazoa; Chordata; Mammalia; Primates; Cebidae. The record is from RefSeq and is a predicted model, not a curated record. Gene Ontology annotation, molecular function: DNA-binding transcription factor activity, RNA polymerase II-specific; sequence-specific DNA binding.
CGCUCCCGCCUCCCGGACCCCCGCCCGGGCCUGCGCGUUGCGGGCGGGCGCCGACCCCCGGGGUUCCAGGCAGAAGGAGGAGGGGGCAGGCCGGGGAGGCUACGCGCGACACCUCGGGGUGCCCGCCCACGCCUUCUCCGCCGCAGCAACAGUGGCUGGGCCCCGGCCGCCCCCGGGACACACCCAUCCAGGAGGGGCUGUCACCGUCUGGGUCUCUGCAGGAGGCGGAGAGUCUGGACGCCACCUGCGGGGCGGGAGGCGCUCGGCCGUCGCCCCAGGAGCCCGCUUUGUGACCUUGGGGGCCUUGUCUGGGCUUUACCCUUAUCUGCAGAAGAAGCCCCCGUGGGCUACUCGGCCGUCUUCUGCUGCUGGCAGGAAGGAGCCUGACCUGCCGGCUUCCUGGCGCCUGUGUCUCCUCCCAGCCCUGUCAUGCCUUACAAGUGCCUUUAGCCUGUCUGUGCUGAGAGCUCUUUGCGUUCCCUGCUGGCCUGGUUCAUGUGUGUUGAGGACGAGGCCGUGCGGAGGCUCGCUCCCAGGGAGGAUGGCGGCACUCCACACGACUCCUGACUCCCCAGCUGCCCAGCUGGAGCGGGCAGAGGAUGGGUCAGAGUGUGACCUUGACCAGGAGGAAGAGGAGGAAGAGGAGGAAAAGGGGAAAGAGGCACAGGAGGUAGAAGAGGAGGAGGAGGAGAUAGUGGUGGAAGAGGAGGAGGAGGCUGUGACAGAGGUGGUGGAGGACUCGCAGGUGGAGGAGGACGCGCAGGUGGAGGAGGUGGCCGAGGUGGAGGUGGAGGCGGACGUGGAGGAGGAGGAGGAGGACGUGGAGGAGGUGCUGACAGAGGAGCAGCAGCCAACGUUGGGGACCCAGGAACGACUUAGCCAUGGUGGUGAUGCCAAGUCCCCAGCUCUGCAGGAAAAGGGCCUGCAGGCCUCCCGGGUUCCAGUCACUCCUAGGGAUGAGGACCUGGAGGAGGAGGAGGAGGAGGAGGAGGAGGAUGAGGACGAGGACGAGGAUGAUUUACUGAUGGCUGGGUCUCAGGGGCUGGUGACCUUUGAAGAUGUGGCUGUGUACUUCUCCCUGGAAGAGUGGGAGAGGCUGGAGGCAGACCAGCGGGGCCUCUACCAGGAAGUCAUGCAGGAGAACUAUGGGAUUCUAGUGUCCUUGGGAUACCCAAUCCCCAAGCCCGAUUUGAUCUUCCGACUGGAGCAAGGGGAAGAACCUUGGGUCCCAGAUAGCCCCCGACCUGAGGAAGGAGACAUCGUCACCGGUGUCUACACAGGAGCCUGGUUCUGGACGGAUGACAUAGAGGACCACGAGGAGGAAGACGACGAGGACUUCCUGGCGGAGGUGGCUGAGGAGGAGAACGAGCCCCCGGGACUUUGGUCUGCUGCCUACGGCGUGGGGGACGUGCCUGGGACGUGGGGCCCCGACGACUCGGAUUCGGCGCAGACUCCGGAGGGGUGGGGACCUGACCCAGGCGGCCUCGGAGUCCUGGCCGACGGCUCCGAAGCAAAGCCUUUCCUGCCUGGCCGGGAGCAGGGAGCGAACCUGCUGUCGCCCUGGGCGUUCCCGGCCACGGUGGACACGCCGGCCGGUCGGCCCGAGACCACGUGCGAUGUGUGCGGCAAGGUCUUCCCGCACCGCUCGCGGCUGGCCAAGCACCAGCGCUACCACGCGGCCGUCAAGCCCUUCGGCUGUGAGGAGUGCGGUAAGGGCUUCGUGUACCGCUCGCACCUGGCCAUCCACCAGCGCACGCACACUGGCGAGAAGCCCUUUCCGUGCCCGGACUGCGGCAAGCGCUUCGUCUACAAGUCGCACCUGGUGACGCACCGACGCAUUCACACUGGCGAGCGGCCGUACCGCUGCGCCUUCUGUGGCGCGGGCUUCGGGCGACGCUCCUACCUGGUCACACACCAGCGCACGCACACGGGCGAGCGGCCCUACCUGUGUCCGCACUGCGGCCGCAGCUUCAGCCAGAGCUCGGCGCUCGCGCGGCACCAGGCGGUGCACACCGCUGACCGCCCGCACUGCUGUCCCGACUGCGGCCAGGCCUUCCGCCUGCGCGCCGACUUCCAGCGCCACCGGCGCGGCGGGGCCUGCGCGGAGCCGGGUGGCGACGGCCCCCGGCGGGAACCCAGCGAGACCGCGGCCGCCGCAGUGCCGGAGGACACUGAACCCGGGCCUGAGGGGCCGGAGCGGCCUGAAGCCGGCGAGGCAGACGGAGAGGUGGAGGCCGCAGCCCAUGGGAGAGAGGAGGCGGUGGUGGUGGCGCCCAACCCCACCCCUAGCGGCAAGGCAGACCCGGCACCGGACAGGCGCUUCCUGGAGCUUGGCAACGGCCUGGAGGAGGGCGAAGGCCCCUCCUCCCACCCGCUGGGCUUCCAUUUCCCGGUGCACCCAAAGUCCUGGUUACACCCGGACGGCUUCCCGAUCCUGGGCCUGCCUGACUUCGGAGAGCGGCUGCCGGUCGACGGGCGUCCGCUCCCGGCGCCCCUGGGGGGUCCGCUCUCCCUGGUGGAGGGCACCGGGCUGGCCUGCGAUCCUUUCGGCAGCGGGGCCGGUGUCGGCGGAGGUGGCCUGCGCGCGUUCGGGCCCGCUGUCGGGGGACUGCUGGCCGAGCCUGCGCCGGCCGCGCUGGCGGAGGAGGAGAGCCCGUGGAUCUGUUCAGACUGCGGCAAGACGUUCGGGCGCCGCGCGGCGCUGGCCAAGCACCAGCGCUACCACGCGGGCGAGCGGCCUCACCGGUGCGCCGACUGCGGCAAGAGCUUCGUAUACGGCUCGCACCUUGCGCGCCACCGGCGCACGCACACCGGCGAGCGGCCCUUCCCUUGCCCCGAGUGCGGUGCGCGCUUCGCCCGCGGCUCGCACCUGGCGGCGCACGUGCGCGGCCACACCGGCGAGAAGCCGUUUGUGUGCGGCGUCUGCGGCGCGGGCUUCAGCCGCCGCGCACACCUGACGGCGCACGGACGCGCGCACACUGGAGAGCGGCCCUACGCGUGUGGCGAGUGCGGCCGGCGCUUUGGGCAGAGCGCGGCGCUGACCCGGCACCAGUGGGCGCACGCGGAGGAGAAGCCGCACCGCUGCCCCGACUGCGGCAAGGGCUUCGGCCACAGCUCGGACUUCAAGCGGCACCGGCGCACGCAUACGGGCGAGAAGCCCUUCCGAUGCGCCGACUGCGGCCGCGGCUUCGCGCAGCGCUCCAACCUGGCCAAGCACCGGCGCGGCCACACUGGCGAGCGCCCCUUCCCGUGCCCCGAGUGCGGCAAACGCUUCUCGCAGCGCUCGGUGCUGGUCACGCAUCAGCGCACGCACACGGGCGAGCGGCCCUACGCCUGCGCCAACUGCGGUCGCCGCUUCUCGCAGAGCUCGCACCUGCUCACCCACAUGAAGACGCACCGCGGCGCCGCUGCCGCACCGGGCUCGGGUUCAGCCCCGGCCCCCGCGUCCAAGCCCGAGGCGCCGGCCAAAGGGCCGCCCAGCGCCGGCCCGGGGGAGCGCGGCAGCGCCCUGCUGGAGUUCGCGGGCGGCACGAGCUUCGGCUCAGAGCAUCAGGCCGCGUUCGCCGGGCCUUCGGGCGCCUACCGGGAGGGCGUCCUGUGAGGGGUCCGGGGCCAACAGCAGCGCAGCCCUCCGGGCCACCGGCCCCUCCCCUGGACCGCCGGCCCCUUGCUUCUCAGGCCCGGGGGGCUGAGGGUCCCAGUCCUGGGUGCCGUGCCUUCCCUCAGCCCCCGCCCCGCGGCCCCGGGUUUCCCGCCCGCCGGGUCCCUGAGCUCGGCCAGAGACCUGAAGAGCGCUGGGGAGAAGAGCAGUGCAGAGGCAGCGAGGCCGGGGCGCCACCCCCAUGGAGACUGCGAUAUACCCUGGGUGGGCCUGGGCUGUGAAGCAGGGCGGUCGCUGGUGGGCGAUGCUAUUUAUUUCACUCAGAUUCCGACUUAGGUGGCUGGGGGAGGAAGGGAAUUGUGUGUUGGUAAUCGGGUGUGGCGGCGAGGGAGGGGAAGCCCUUGAGCCACAGGAGGGUGGGGCCCGGCCACCCACGUGGGCCAGCGGGAUGCCUGGGAGGCCGGUGGGUUUGGCUGACCACUUCUUCCCAUUCCUUAGUGGGAGAC